CUCCCCCUCGUCCUCUCUCUCUCUCUCUCUCUCUCUCUCCUGUCAGUGUUGUUUCAAUAUAUAUAUAUAUAUAUAUAUAUAUACACAUUGAAUGGUCUCGAAGUUGGGAGAAUAGUGGACUGUGUAGUUCUGUUCAGCUUAACAGAGCCUUCAUUGGCGUAGCGACAAACGGUUGCCCUUUGCAUUCUCGACAGCGAUCAAUUAAUUAGCUCGAUCGGUCGGUCAAAUUAGUUUCCAUCAAUGGCGGGGGUGGCGAAGAGUAGUCACGAGAGCUUCGGCGGCUGCGGGGGAACGCUUAGGGUGCUGCGGCCUCUGCUCCAUCUGCUCCUCCCGCUCUGCGUCCACUGGGUGGCGGAGGAGAUGACCGUCUCCGUCCUCGUCGACGUCACCACCAAGGCUCUCUGCCCCGGCGAGUCCACCUGCUCCGAGGCCAUCUACAUCAACGGCCUCCAGCAGACGGUGGUCGGAAUUUUCAAGAUGGUGGUACUGCCGUUGCUGGGUCAGCUCGCAGAUGAAUGCGGCCGGAAACCGUUGCUUCUCCUCACCCUGUCGACGUCCAUUUUCCCAUUUGCUCUACUUGCCAUGAGCCAAUCCAAAGAAAUUGUCUAUGCCUACUACGUGCUCCGAACUAUCUCGUACAUCCUAAGCCAAGGCAGCAUUUUCUGCAUUUCUGUUGCAUAUGCGGCGGACUUCAUAGAAGAGGGCAAAAGGGCUGCAGCAUUUAGUUGGAUCACUGGUCUCUUUUCUGCCUCUCACGUACUAGGCAAUGUGUUGGCACGCUUUCUUCCCGAGCAAUAUGUUUUCUUUGUUUCUAUCGGACUCUUGAUGUUUUCCCCACUUUACAUGCACUUCUUCUUGACUGAGACAGUUAAACCGGUUCAGAGACAGGACCAACAACCAGCCUGCUUGUCUAAGAUUCUGAGGGUUCUGCAAAAACGGUUCCAUGGUAUGAGAGAUGCUGCCUCUGUUGUUGCAAGCAGUCCGACGCUUCGCGGAAUUUCACUUGUUUCCUUCUUCUACGAGCUAGGAAUGUCGGGCAUUACCAGUGUUUUACUGUACUAUCUGAAGGCGGCUUUUGGGUACGACAAGAAUGAGUUCUCUGAAAUUCUUAUGAUGGUGGGGAUCGGUUCAAUAGUUUCUCAGAUAAUGGUGCUUCCUCUAAUCAAUCCCAUUAUUGGGGAGAAAGUGAUACUCUGCAUCGCCUUACUGGCAUCAAUUGCUUAUGCAUUGCUCUAUGGCUUUGCAUGGGCUUCCUGGGUCCCAUACUUAAGUGCCUCUUUUGGGGUCAUUUAUGUACUCGUCAAGCCCGCUACAUAUGCUAUCAUUUCGAAAGCAGCAAGCCCAACUGAUCAGGGAAAGGCACAGGGGUUUAUUGCCGGCGUGCAAUCAAUCGCAAGUCUUCUAUCGCCUCUGGCUAUGAGUCCAUUGACCUCUUGGUUCCUAUCGGACAGUGCACCUUUCGACUGCAAGGGCUUCAGCAUUGUGUGCGCAUCCAUUUGCCUGGUGAUUGCUCUAUGUUACGCUUGCCUGCUCAAGCCUGAGGGCCACUCGGGUGACAAGUCAGAGAGUGCAGAAGACAUCGAAGCGCCACUACUUAGUAGCAGUAAUUAGGAGAUAAUGCUACGAUCCCGAGCUUCUAGAUAUAGAUCGCGCGCGGGGAUGUACAUAUUUUGCCUUAGCAGGUUCUGCAAUCCAUGUGAGAUUAUUUUUUGGUUUUUUUGCCCUCAUGUAAUGAUGUAUAUGUAAUGCGGUAUUAACUAAGCUGGAAAAUUUUGAAGGCAAGGCCUCUUCUACUCUCGGUCAGUCUGAUAAUUGAUUGUUAUAUUUUUUCUUUA
Messenger RNA from Punica granatum (pomegranate), 1835 nucleotides. NCBI's taxonomy places the organism in Eukaryota, Viridiplantae, Streptophyta, Magnoliopsida, Myrtales, Lythraceae. The record is from RefSeq and is a predicted model, not a curated record.